AUGGAGAUCGACGUUUACUACUUCGAAAGUAAAUCGCCGUUCAAGGCUCCCGAUUCAGAGCUGAGAAUAGAAGCAGAUGCUUCGAAUUCCGUCCCAGUAAAUCAAGCUUCUAACCGACCGAACGGCAGACAUUUCAAAAUCAAGAAAAAAGCUCAUCCCGAAGGAUUUUCCGAUGAGAAAAAAUCGAUCGGAAAAAAUCAAAGAGUUGGAUAUGGUCGUCCGGUUUCAGGAGCGAAAAGACAAGCCGAAACUUUCAACGACGCUUCUGUGGCCGAUCAAAAAACUUCCGAAGACAUUUCCGGAUCAUAUUUUCGGGCCGGUCCACCGGAACACGUCGGGGACAGCGCGAGAUUACGCUUCGAUUUUGUACGACCAGCUUCGAACGGUUCGUGUCCGAAUUUUCAGGGCUCUGCUGAAGUCGUUGCCGGACAAUGGCGACUACCACCUGACUCACCUGUGAUUUUUGCCCCGGAUUGGAGCCGAGGUAAAAUGCAGCAGCAGCUACCGCAGGUGCCACCUAAACUUCAGUCAACGGGAAGUGGUGUCGAAACGACGACAACUUCUUCGACUACAACGACGACCGCGACGACGACGACGACGAGCGCAGCCGAGCUGACGACUAGUAAAACUAAAAAAAAAGGAUUUUUCAAAGAAAUCCAGGACUUUAUCAAACACUCUCUUCAUAUGGACAAGCCAAAAAAUUCUACGGAUUCGAUUACGCCGCCGAUUCGUUCACAGGAAGUUGCGCCGAGUUCCAUAGCUCUUCAACAUCCUCCUCUGAGCGAUGGAAUUUCGCAGAAAGGUGUGUUUUAUACUAUAAUGUACGUUGCAAGAGGAUCCGGGGACGAUGAUUCCUUUCGACGAUAUCCCGUGGGAAAAAUCGACGCUGCAGCUUUGGGGGUGGCGAAUUUUGAGGAAGACCUACCGCAGGUUCCCGGUACUUCGGAGCUGGAUUUCCCGGAUACCUCGAGACCACGUGAGUAUCCCGGGAGGUCCGAAUUUUUCAGUCCCAUCCACAGGUACAGGAGCGAACGCUCCGCGGUUAAAGACCCACCGAUUUCCGGCUCCGCAGGAUCUGAUUUUCAACAUCCCGAAGGAAGAGGGGAAAGAACGCCGCCACGAAUGGGGGGCGAUUAUCCUCCGCAUUCGGUGGACGAAAGAAAUACGCGAGGGAAAACUCGACACGGGGACAAACACCACCGGAAAAUGAAGGGCAAAAAAAAAGGUGGUGGAAAAAAGAGGAAGGGUGGUAAAAAGAAGGUUCCUCACGGGGAAGAUGAAGAACUCAGAGGACGAAGGAAUGUUCGUGAAAGAAAGGUCGACGUAAAGUCCGACGACGAAGGUGUUUCGAAAGAUCGUGAAAAAAUCAAUGAAAGCUCUGAAUAUCGAAGGAGGUCGAAAUCGGUUUCCGAAAAUGAAGAGGAUCCUGAUCAACGAAUCGUCGUUCGGCAAGAACCGGCACAUCCGGUAUGGCAAGUCGAAGAGCCUUCCCCACUUUCGGUGUCGCGAUCGAUCGAAGCGUCGGAUAAAAAUCUUCGGGAGAAAAAAUUGGCUUUGGAAGAUAAUUUGCAGCAAUCACCAGCCUCGCUUUCGAACGAGGAAGCAUCGCCAUCUUUGGCGAAUGGAUUUUUACCGGUGAAUUAUCCCGAAAUUGAAGGAAUGCCUUCCCUCGGGUACAGCGAUCCUCUUAACGCCAAUGACUUGAGUUACAAAAAUUAUCCUCCAGUCGAUUCUUCGAAUGUCUUUUCGAAUGGGAACUUAGAUUCGCAGUCGAAUUUCGGAGCACUUCCCGGACAGGGUUAUUAUCUACCCGAAGCGGCAGCCCAGCCUCCGAAUUUCGAUCUGCAAAACGUGCCAAUAAACGUAGAAGAAGACAUCGGUAAUCCGACACCCCCGAAAAUGAAUCAGUGCGUUCUUCCGCCGGAAUGCGACAAACAGCCAACGCCCGAUCCGAUGCAGACGUUGGGCAACGCGGCGAUCGGUAACGUGACCUUGGAAAAUCCUGUUCAAGCCACCAAAACUCAAGAUAACAAUCCCCUGGAAUCGGUUUUACCAAAGCCGCUCCAAGACGCUGUAAAUAACACGAAGAGUUACUUGGUCAAUUUCGGUAUAUCGGAAGUAUCGGAAUCAGUUCCAGCUGCUCCCGUACCUCCCGCACCUCCCGUACCUCCCGCACCCUCCCCACCUCCCCCAGCUACUCUUCCUGGCGUCGAAGUUUCGAGCACCACUACGGGAACUUAUUCGCUGAGUCCGCUCAACGUGGGCCAGAGCUUUGGUAUCCCGACGCCGAACGCGUUCGACAACUCGAACUCUCAGUUUCUUCUCGCCGCUCGGAACUCGAUCGGAAAUCGGCAAGGUGCUGUUUACGCGGCGCCCGGUCCUAUCCAGCCGUUUCCUCAGCAAAUAUUUCAACCUCAGCUACCGGGACCUGUCGCCAAUCCGAUUCAGUACGGAUACGGCGCACCUCUCCGUUACAAUUACAACGGGUAUCCGAACGGGGUGUUGAGAUUUCGAAACGUUCGACCGAUGCGAACUAAAACGAAACGAGGAUUUCAGCUGGUUCCGUUACCGCGGAAUCUCUACGCCCUGAGGGACGACGACGGGGAGUCCGGUGGAGACGCUUCGAUCCGCGGCGGAAACGAUCCAGGACAAUGGAGGUGGAAGAUCAAGGACAAAGAGAAGGACGACAAGACCUCCGCCAUGCUCUCCUUCAAGGCUCACAUGCACCACAAGGUCGAGGAUAUCGGGAAACCGUUCAUGAGGUACGGCCAAUUGUAUCGCGAACCGAUCGACGGAUACCGGCGGAUCUCGAUGCAACAACCGCAAAACGAAGUCGAGGGAUCGCCUCGAUUUUAUGGGGUAGGUAACAACGCCUCUUCGAACGGAAAACUUGCGAGUUCCGUUUCCGAUUUCGGGAGGUCGUUCAAUUACGCCGAAGAAACGGCGAACGGUUUGUCGAAGGAAGACGACGGCGGAAGAAGCCGGAUAACGACUUUCGACCGACCUUGGGAAGGAGGGGAGCAACGCGUCUACGGUAAUCGGAACAUUGUCGGAGUCCUUCCGGAGGCGAAUUUCAGGUACGUUUCGAAGAUCGCUAAUGAUCCGGCGAUCGGAAACCAGCCGGGGGAGGAUAGUCUCGGGAACGUCGGUCCCGAAGGAGACGCCGAAAAUUUCGAACUCGGGAAAAACUACCUUCCUUUUCCCGAAGGAACGGAAUUAUUCCCGGCGGGUUGGAACUACUCUUUGGGGCCGGACGAUUCGGGGGGCUACGAAAAUCUGGGAGCCUGGAACUCGGCCGAUGGUCUAUACGAGCGUCCCGCGCAGGGGUACGUUCCCCCGAAUAUUCCGAAGGACAAAUCGUUCUCCACCGUUAUUCAACCGCUGACGAGCGAAUUGCAAAAAUUAUUGGCAACGAUCAAACUCGUGAACAAAGAUCUGGUCGGGGAGCACAAGAGAUCCCCCUCACAGGGGGAAGGAGGGAGUCCCGAGGGAAAAAGCGAGCCGGAAAUCGGCGAGCGAGAAAAAAAAGAGGCGCCAGUUUUCGCCAGAGUAAAAAGAACCAAUUCGACGGUUCCCAAUGAGGAUCCUGAGAACGUGUCCGCGGAGGAUGAGCGUUUGAGAAAAGUUUUAACCACCUUGAAAAUCGGCGAAAAUCCGAAAGUGCGAAUAGAGAAAUUUUUGCAAAGUAUGAAUAUUCGGGCAGCGGACGAUUCGUCGAAAAAUCGCAACGCAGAUCUUUACGCGAACGAUCGAAAAUUGGAGGAAACCGUUGACCUGGAAAAAGAACUCUUCGAUCGAACGAAGCAAGGGUCGUCUCGGUCGAAGUCGUCGAGAGAAGAAAGACAGGAUCAAUCGUAUGAACCUCCGAUUACGAGUACCGAUUUCUUAUCAUCGGCCGAAACUACGCAAUCUACGGUAAUUCAAUCUCCCAUUGCCGCGGACGCGACGACAAAUUUGACGAAUGAAAUUUCGAAGACCCUGGAAACAAUUUUCACAAGUCCGGCACCCGUUGCCGCGAAUUCUGCGGCGGGAAAAAAAUUCGAAGACAACGAGGGGCUCGGAAAUUCGACGAACCUCGACAUCCCUGCGAUCGCCAAAUCUCCAGACACGGGAAACCCCGUGAUCACGAGCCUCCCUCCUUCGACGACCUUGACGCAACGAGAUAUAUUCGUCGUCACCUCGAUCGUUGAGGAGUCGUCGAAUUCGACGAGCGCGGCAACCGCGACACCUUUAAUAAUUUUGGAAUCUCUGACCGCCAAAACCAUUGCGGGACAAACUACUUUGGAAUCUACACAGUCAGCUACCACAAUCCCCGGGGAUCCGUUCUUCCCGGUGAAGGAAAAUGACGACGUGAUACCGAAGGUGAGAAACAAGCCCCCCGAAGUGGCGAGGGAACCGGAAGUCCGGAGAAACGAGGCGGUGCAAGGGGUGCAGGAAAUAUUCGCCACCACCGAGGGUCACGAUUUGGAAAGUACGGUGGAUUUCGGUCACCAGAACGAAGCCGGGCGCAAAACUCCUUCGGAAUUUUAUUCGAGCCUUCGACAGCGUCAGCGAUCCGAUAAAACGUCCGCCAAGUCGGAUAAAAAGUUAACGUCGGGCGACAGAAAUUUAUCGAUAGAAAAAAUCAUCGAUCGGAUAAAACGCAUUGAGUCGGACAUGAUCAAGAUGAGAGAAAAUGACUUGUACGAAUACGGAGAGAGCGGAGAAUACGACGAAGGGGACGAUGGAAGAUCGAUCCGUGAUGUCGCCGGAAGCUACGACGACGUAGAAUCAGACGAUGAUCUCGAAUCUUUACGAAAUGACGAUGAGAACGGCAUCGAAAAUUACGCUUACGACGAUGUCGAUGAUUUCGACGAUGAUGAAAACGAUUUUGAGGGGAGGGGUAUCAGAAGAGGGACAAAAUUGGAAAAAAAUGAUACCGCUGGGGAGAGAAAGGACAAGGCUUGUUUUUUAGGCGAUGAAAAGUCGAAGUCGUCGUCAAACUCCGCUCUGAUUACCACAAGACAGAACAAGCCAGCGAGGAGGUCGGAAGCGAAGAUGCGAGAGCUCAAAACUGAGACGAAAAGAAAGAAGGAUACGUCGGGGAAGAAAAUAUCCGUAAGUCGGAAUCAAUCGUCUGAAAAUAAAAAGACGCGAGACAUUAAAUUGACAGAUAAAUUCGAUAAAGCGGAUAAACUUACGGCUAAUUAUCAGCGAAGGAUAAAAUCCGCGGAUCUCGAGGAGGAAGGAAACGACAAUUAUGCGAUUGAUGAAUAUAACGCAGGAGGGGGGAUGAAGAUUUCUAGCGUUUCUGAAAAUCUUCCGAGAGUACGGGGGGUGCGUGAAAAUUCUCUCAAAGCCGACAAACGUCCGGAGCACGGAAUUAUUCUGAAUCCUUACCUCCCCAUAGUAACUAACACCGAAGUAGAUUUGAACGUCGAUGAUUCAGAUCCUGUCGAUACGCCCAUUGGAAUCGGCGCUCGAUCAAAGUCGCCAGGGCAGUCGAAGGAGGGCAAUAGGCCCGAUUUUCCACGGGUCAAAAAUCACCCUAGGAACCUCGUUGUAUCGUCGAUAAAUAAAUUAGCAAAUCCGAAAAGAUCCGAAUCGCUUGAAAACGAUUUAUUACCAGACGUGAAAAAAACUAGCGUCGAAAAGAGUCCGGCGUACGUCAGACUCGGUAGAAAUUUGAAAUCUAUCGAGGAGGUUCCGGAAUCUAGUAUAAAAAAAAUUCAAAAACUGAUUCGCCGAAAGUUGAAGAAAUUGAAGACCUAUAAUUCAAGAUCCGAGACCAAACGAGGUCGUUUAUCGACCGGAAGGAAAACCAGAAGUUCCGAUCCCGUGAGACCGAGCGACGUAGACGUGCCCGAACACCGCGAUUAUUUUCUCCCGUUCGAAAAACUGGAGGAUCUCGACCUCCGCAGCGUCGUCGGCCUCGAGCCCGUCCCUUCAGGGGUGAUCGUGCACCGAGAAGGAUCGAAAAUAAAAAGAGCGGUAGAACCGGAUUACUACGACGAUGUCACCGAUCGAACGGGAACAACCCUCUCCGAAAAAGAAAUGCAGAUGAAAGCUUACAACGACGCGAUGGGCAGAGGCGGAGGUGAGCCGACCACAUUGCCACCUUAUUUCGUGAUACGCCAGCCCUGGGGUAACUCGAACUUGGAUUACGACGAGGAAACUACCGAGACCGAAUCGACGGAAGAGACGACAGGCUCAACCGCGACCAGACCGGAAGUCACGCUGGAAACUACCAGCGAAUCGACAACGGCGAGCGGAUCCGAAACGACGACCCUACGGUACAUAAAAAUGGAUAACGACACCGUCGAAGUCGACAUGGACGAGGAUGUCGGAAUGGAUUUAACUACCGGAUCAGAAUCGACCGCCGGUCGCGAGUUUCUCUCAACUCCUUCGACCACUGCCGACGUCGUGGUUCAUUUUGGGCGAGGAAACGCGUCGGGAUCCGACCUGACGGACGUCGGGACGUCUCUGCCUCCGAUUACCGAGAUCACCUUUCCAACGCCCCUUCCGCCCCAGGAAACGACUCGCACUACGAUGGAGGGUGAAACCAGAGCGCGAAGAACCACCGUGGAAAGUACGAGCGAAGGUGGGAAUAAAUUUCAGGAAAUUUACACGCCUUCGACGACUACGGAAAAGUCGGAAAACUCGGCGGAAGAAUCCGUUCGGAAAAAAACGACAAAGUUGACCGAGGAAGAAACGACCGAGGUCGUCGAUUUGCGUUUAACUUCGGAGAGGGUUGACGAACCCGAGAGACCACCACUUCGUACUUCGAUUUCCGUGGGAAUCGAUUCACCGAAAACUACGACGAAAUCGUCGGCAACCACCGGAGGAGAGGGAGAAACUACUCGGAAAAUUAGCGAAGUAAGUGAAACUUCUGAGGUCAGCGUUGAAUCUACUUCUCCGAUGACCGAGGCGACUUCCGGAACUACGGAUAUAAUUACCAGGGUGAUUAUUGACUCUACGAAAAAAUCAGCGUCAGAAAGUCAGGAGACUACAAAAUCGAAGAUCGCGAAAGGAAGCACUCGCGAGGUGACGAAGAAACAUUUUUUUUCGACUCGGUUAGAAAAAACUACGACCGAAAGUCCAACAGUUGAGACGACCGGCAGCGUUAAGAUUACAGAAAUGACGUCAACUUUGCUUGAAACUUCUUUGACGGGGACUAGCGGCACAGUAACAACGGAAAAUCAUUCCAAAAAGUCAACCGCGAGAUCCACAAUUUCUACAACAGAGUCAACUUUGACCGACGCCUCGAGUGUGCGAAGUGAUACCCCUGAAACGACCGGAACAUCAAUUAGUCCGACCCAAAAAUCGACGACGAUUUCAACCACAGAAGUAACUUCAUCCGAAACCGUUUCAAAAGAAGUUAGCGAUAAUACCGAGUUGCCCACGAGAUCAACUGUUAACGGCACGCGGACGAUCGUCAUGGAAAAUUCAAGUACCGAGUCAGGCGCGACCGAGUCUACGAAAUUAAGCGAUACCGAAACGACGGGAGAAACUGAAUAUUCCAGUCGAGAAUCAACCCCGAACGACGUAACAACUACGGGAACGGACGAUAGCGAAGUAACGCGAAGUAACAGUAAUGAAGAAACAGAAAAAUCCUCCCCUGAGACAGAAAAAACUAGUGGGACGGAGUCUUCCGUCAGCGCGGAGACCGGCACUCAAAGAAUCGGUAAGAAUGUUACUUCUGAAAUUACUGAAAAAGUUUUAACAGUAACAGAAACGUCCUCAACUGAAUUUUCAUCGACGAGGAAUCGUGUUACUGAAACUGAAGAGGUAUCGACCGAACGAACCAGCAUAACGCCUCAUACUAAAACGCCAAUUACUGAAACAUUGACGAGUGAAAAUGACAUCGCUACUCCAUCGAUCGCAGCAACGGUCCAGAGUGAUUCUACGACAGCGAAAUCGAGGGAGCCGGAGUCUACGAGGAUCAAAGGUGCUGAAUCAACAGAUUCGACACAUGAAACUGUUUCCUUAAAAUUAACGACGAGAGAAACUAGUAACGCAGAAACUGUGAGUAGCACCGUUGCUGAAACAACGUCAGAAAAAUCGUCGACCGUGAUUCAAAAAAUUAUUCCGACCGAAACUUCGACAACAGCAACAGAAAAAUCAGAGGAGACGUCCUUUGUGACUCAGAAAACAACUUCGUCGGAAACUUCAGCAGCUACAGCUGAACCCGCUGAGACGACGACGGUAUCUUCAUUCCCAGUAAUUUUGUCCCAGCAGACAAACGGUCUCAGCGAAAUCGGUGAACCUGAAUCUACAAGCUCAGUUGUAAAAACCGAGAGCGGUGCAACUGAAAAUCCGGAGGAAUCGUUUUCUUCGACUUAUUCGCGCACAGAAACGAAGAACGUUGAUACCAAAAACGACACCAUCGAUUUCACUACGGAAACGUUCGUUCCGACCGUAGGGAGCAGUGAAAACGAAUGGUCAACGAUGCGAACGCAAUCUCCUCUGAUCAACCGCGGUAAAAUGACUGAAAGCUUUUCAUAUCCUACCGAAGUUGAAAUCCUCACGGAAUCCUCGUCGAUCGAAACGAGUAGAGUAGAUUCAACCGAAAGCGUUACCGAACCUGUUGAGAAGAAAUCGACAUUUUUUACAAUAAAAUCGACUUCGAAUCAACCCGCAGUUACUACGAAAAUGGACGAUCGAAAAUCACAGGAUGUUAGCACCGAUGAAACGUUGGGGAAAUCGUUUAGUUCGAGUCAAAAAAUCACCCCGACCGAAGAAGCAUCGCCGACACAAACGAGUCAGACUUUUAGAAAUGAAAAAUCCAGCACAGUGUCUAGCACGGAAACUCCUGAAUUUUCUACGAUUAGAUUGACGAGUGAAAAAAUCGUCACACCGAUAAAUAGUGGCGAAUCAACCACGCGAUCGCCUGUUUAUAUUCCUGAGAUUUCAACCGAUUCCAUUCGAAGCAGCGUCACUGAAAAAAUUCAACAAUUACCAGAUUUCGUUCAAAAAACUACAACAACCGAAAUUUUAUCAAGCAGUAAAACUGCCUUGUCGCAAGGGUCAUCAGAAAAUCCAGAAAAUCCAUCUGCUCCAUCUGAAACUUCGGUAAGAAGUACAGCUGGGAAUACGGAGGCAUCAACAGUUACGGAUACAGAAGUUUCCUUGGCUGAAACUUCGCCGAAAGAAACUGUCAGCGUAAAUAAGAAUGGGCAAAGUAUAACGAGCGCGUGGAGCACGGAAUUCAAUUUUUCAUCCGAGGAAACGACUGCCUCUGAAUCUUUGACGACCGAAAUCAGGACGAUAUUCGCUACGAAGAGUUCGGUAGUACCUGAAUCCGGUGAAAAAGUAAGUUCUUCGGUAACCGAGGCGACGACUUCGAGUCAAUUUUUUACCAAGGAAACCAGCGAAUCAAAAAUCAUGAACAAUACUAAAACCACUCUGCCCUCGGAAGGAUCGUCGAUUUCUGAGGUAGAAAAUAAUACACCUGAAAUUUCGGUAACGCAAACCAGUGAGAUAACUGCAGGCGAGAGUUCUAAGUGGACGAGUGAAUCUGAAGGAACGCGAAUUACUGCAGGUAAAUCCGGCGAAACGUCGUCCAUUUUUACCCCAGAGGAAACUCGUCCGACCGAAUCUUCGCCGAAAGAGACGUUCGCAGUCGGAAUUACUUCAACCAUUACUACCGAUGCAGGAAUAAUUUCAGCGUCGACGACUCAGCCAUCGACUCAUGUCGAGUCAGAGGUCAGCGAUUUGACACCCGGCGCAACAAAAACGUCGCCUGAAUCCACAGGAGGAGAAAGUACUUGGAAAAAAUCAACGACCGAACAAACGUUAUCCGAUGAACCCGAAACAUCGGUGGGAGCAACCGAAACCGAGCCGGAGAAAAAAUGGACUACAGAAGUUUACGUUAAUCCGACGACCGGAGAUUAUUUUGUAACCACGGAACCGCUUCCCUCGGCCCACGUGGAGACAACCGUUGGAAAAGAAUCGACGACGGUAUCUACGACCGAGGAGACGCGCUUCGAAGUCACUUUACCCAAAAUCGUUACGAAGCCGUCGACCGAACGCGGAAAUGAGUUUGCGACGACCAAAAGAUUUUCCACAUCUUUUAUUUCCAACGAAAAAGAAGAUGAUGAGAAAAAAUCGAACACGGAGUAUCCUGCGACUGAAAAAAUGGAAACAACGAAGACUAGGGGUGUCCAAAAAACGACGAAACCGAAAAAAUCGAGUACGUCUUUCGUUUCUGAAACUGAAUCGCAAAGUUACCGAUCCUCACCGAAAACUACGAAGACAGAAAGUGCGACGAGUCGGAUGAUGUCCGCGGAAACCAAUUCCUUCGAGUCUACGGAGCAGCCCGCCACAGCAGAGAGAUCGACAAUUUUUACCGCAACGUCUCCAAAAACUGAAUCGAGUUCUUCUCACAGCAGCACAGAAAUGCAGGUGGAAUCGUCAAGUGUUACGUCCGGAGUGACCGCGAGUGAAUUUUCAUCACAAGGAACGAGCGGUGGAUCGAAACAAGCGGGCUCAAAAUUAACCACCGAAGAAGAGACGGCGAGCGAUGUUCCGGGUGAAGAAGAAGAGUCCUCGUCCACCCUGAAAACCGAUACAAGUUUUUCCACCGGGGAAAAUUUUGUCGCGAAAAAUUUUACGUCGCUUUCCGUCGGAGGUAAAAGCGGAUCCACCAAAGAAAUCGAGAAUCAUCAAGUCACCGCAGUGUCUAAUGCGGUGGAAAUUACUUCGCAAAAAUUUGUGGAGGAUUAUAAAGAUUAUCACGACACGCCGACGGGACCUACCAGGAGUAAAGGUGUGACUCGUGAAUCUGUUACGUCUGAAUUGAUUUUAGAAAAAACUACGGAAACCGAAACUGAAAGCGGUGAGGAAAGAUCGAGUGAUAUGACAGAGGAAACGAGGGAGGCAGAAAAAUCGACGACUAGAGAGAAAACGACGGAAACAGAGGAAACGACGAAGGUGGAAAAAUCGACGACUGAGGAGGAAACAGAGGAAACGAGGGAGGCAGAAAAAUCUACGACUAGAGAAAGAACGACGGAAACAGAGGAAACAACGGAAGCAGAGAAAACGACGAAGGUGGAAAAAUCGACGACUGAUGAGGAAACAGAGGAAACGAGGGAGGCAGAAAAAUCGACGACUAGAGAAAAAACGACGGAAACAGAGGAAACAACGGACACAGAGGACACGACAGAAAAAACGACGGAGACAGAAAAACCGACGACUACAGCAGAGACAACGAAAGCAGAGAAAACGACGGAGGGAGAGGAAACAGAAAAAACGACAAGUACCGAGGAAACUACCGAAACACUUUCCAGUACCAUUGCCGAACUUAUUUCGUCCAUCUACUCCACGUUGGUCACUCCGACUGUAAAAUCUGAGCACAAAACUACGAAAAAAAUGCCUACACUUUCGCCCGUAACCGAGACCACAUUUCCAACACCUAUUCCUCCUCAGGAAACAACUCGCGUUACGGUAAAACUAAGUGGGACUAAAAGUUCGCCAGAAAUGACCGCGAGCACAACAGAAAGUACGGAGUCUUCCGAGGAUGUAGAUGAGUCCAGAGAAGGGUCCGGUGAAAAUGAAGAAGAAGAGAAGGAAACUAGUUCGGAAUUAAUUACAACAAAUAAUGAUCAGGACCGUUCUACAAACACCGAAGACGAGACUGAGGAGAACGAAGACAAGGAAACCGAAACCGAAACCGAAACAGAAAGUAGUAAAAAUAAUGAGGAAAGUGGAAACGAAGAUUACGGCGAUUCGAAAACGGAGGAUAAAGAAAACGAGUCGACCACCGAUACCACGGAAAAAUUGGAAACGUCUCUGAGUAUGGAGUCCGAAACUUCGAGCGAACAAAUUUCGGAUACCAUGACCAAACCGACUAAGAAAUUCCCACUCGAGACGACCAUGAAGCCGUUGGAAAGCACAGCGAUGGUUUCCGAAAUUCUCACCGCUGCUACGGACCUCGGAAAAACAGAAAACGUGGCCACAACUUCUGGAAAACCCAAACCGCUCGCUACCGUAGGAAAAUGGACAACGGAAAGUUACACGAUGCCGACGACGGAAAUAAACCCGCAGUCUACAACGGGUAGUGAUUACUUUUUUACAACGAAAACAAUCACCUCGUAUCAUUCGAAGAAUGUAAACAGCGAGAAUCUGCACACGACAGAGGUCACAACCGAAUCGGAUUUCGAUUUCACUUUGCCCAUUCUGUUGACAAAACCACCGUACGACAAAAAAGGCGAGUCGAUACCAUCGAUCGCAGAGACGGAGACUUCCUCGGUUUCGGACGAAAAGCAACACGGAGAAUUCACCGUCGGUGGAACGAGCGCGGAAUCGAGCUCGGGACAACCGAAAAUUUUCACGACAUCCGCUACCAGGGCUGGGGACGAGGAGCGCGAAAAUUAUACCGAACAAGAGCAGUCGGUUUCGACGCAAAUGAGCACGAAUACCGAUGAGGAAGUUGGAGUUUCCGGUUCACCGGCAUCGGGGGAUACAGUCACCACCCUCAUUCCCGAAAGGGGGAAAAUUGAAACGGUCUCCACUACUUUUUCGGAAGUUUUUCUGAACCCGGGUUCGACUUCUCCGUCGGGUAUGGAAAAUAUGACAGAGAUUUUAACGUCCGAAGCCUCGUCUCCGUCUUCCGGAGAAAUCGAUCAUCCGACCGAAAAUUGGCCCGGCGCAGUUUCGGAAUCCGGAGGAACGCACGGCGUAACUUCCACCAGAUUUUUCGAAGAGACUUUCGCAUCCUCGGAAACUUCGACCGAAUCGACGAUAAACGAAGGUGAAACGUCCGCUGCGAUUUCCGUCUCGCUAAAACCGUUUUCUGAAAACAGCGCAGAAACGACCCCUGAGAUCCCUGAAAUCCCGUUCGGAAGUACCGCGACUGUUUCAUCUCUGGAAGAAGUGCGAAGCCCAACUCCCCCCACGUUUCCCGAAAAAAUUACAACCAGUUCCGAAAUUCCAUUUUUUGUUACAACUUCCGAAAAAUCCGAAUCUACAUCACCCGCUUCAGGGACAAGUGCGAUUCGGGGAGGAACAGAGAAUAUCGUAACGGUAAGAACUACUCUGACACCUAACUCCGAUUUUACCUUUGAAAAAAACAGCUCUCCGCUUCCGGAAAUCGAGGAAAACCGAUCCAGCGUUACAGUUGAAACAACAACCGAAAAGUUGGCGAAGACUACAGAGUCAAUUGUGAUAGGGAAAACUUUUUUGGGUGACAGUGAAAUAUCUACGACGAAUCUACCGACUCGGGUAGACGGCAGUUACUCAACGGUGAGUAGGACUCAUAAAACACCUUCCGAAGGAGAUAAGGAGCAAAAGGAUAUCGAAAACGACGAAGAGUUGGAAAAGGAAGCGAAAAAGUUGUUGAAUGAUAUAGACGAUGAAAAGCAACUGGAAAAAGAUAAGAUUGACAACGAGAAGAAGAAAAAUGAACUGGAGCAUAAAGAGAAGGAACUCGAGAACGUAGAAAAAGAGAUCGAAGAUGAGAAGAAAGAGGUGGAGGAUAAAUCGAAGGAGAAUGACAGAAGAGAAAAGGAGUUGAACGAUAAGGAGGAAAAGGAGAAAGAGAUCGAACGGAAAGAGGCGGAGGUAGAAAAAAAAGAGAAAGACUUGGACGAGAAAGAAGAUCAACUGACGAAGGAGUUGAAGAAAAAAAAUGAGAAAAAUGAAGAAGAAGAGGAUCUGAGAAAAGCGGUAACUGAAGUCGAGCAGAAAGUUAAAGAUGAACUGAAAGAGGAAGAGGAAAAAUUUAAUGAGGAAGUAAAAAAACAAACCGAACUUGAGGACAAAUUGAAGGAAUCCGAGGAUAAGAAUAAAUAUCUCGACGAAGUGGUAACUGAGGUGGAACAGCAGGCUGAGGAGGAGAUAAAAGACAAAGAAGACAAGUUGCGAAAAAAUGAAGAAGACAAAAAAGAACUUGAAGAAAAGUUGAGGAAGAGCAUCGAUGAAAAUGAGGACCUCAAGAAUACAGUGACAGAGGUGAUCGAAGCGGCCGAAGGAGAAAUUAACGACGAUCAUAAAAAGCUGGACGAAGAAGAAGAGGAGAAGAAACAGUUGCAGAAGAAAUUGAAGGAAAAAGAAGAAGAGGAAGAGGAACUAGAGAAAACUGUUACGAAAGUAGCGAACGCGGUUGAUGACUUGGUAAAAAAAGAGAACAAGUUGGAUGAAGAGGUGCGUGACAAAGUAGAGAAAGAAAAAAAGAAAGAGAAUAAGUUAGAGGAGACGGUGGCGGAAUUGGAUAAAAAAGUGAAAUCUUUGAAAGAAGAAAACGACAGGAUUGAUAAAGAACUGGAGGAUGCGAAUGAAAAACUAGAUGAGGAUAAAAGAGAUAAAACCCAAUUGGAGGAAGAGUUGAAUGAUAAAAAGAAAAAGGAAACGGAGGUUCGUGAGAAAGAAACGAAAGUAGAGGAGGAGAAGAAGAAUUUAAACGAAAAGGAAGAUGAGUUGGCUGAGGAGAAAGAAAAAAAUGACAAGAAGCUCAAAGAGUUAGCUGACAAGGAGAAAGAAGAGAACGAUGUCAAAGAAAAAGAGAAAGAAAUUGUAGAUCGGGAAGAGGAUUUACGAAAAAAAGAGGUAAAGCUAGCCGAAGAAUUAGAGAAGAAAAAAAAAUACGAGGACGCGAUUGAAGACAAAAAUAAAAAAGACACGAAAGAAUUGGAUGAAAUCGCGGAGGACCUUAAGAAAAAAAAGGAGAAAUUAGAUCAGGACAAGAAGGACAUGGAGGAAACCAAGUCGAAAAUCGAUUCGGAAGAGAAAGACAAACUGGACAAAGACUUGCAAGAAAUCGAAGACAGGAGUAGGGACUUGGACAAUAAGGAGAAGGAAAUAGAACAGAAAAAAAAGGAUCUAGAGGAUCAAGAGGAAAAGGAUCUACGAGACAGGAUAGACAGGGAAAAUGAUUUGGAUAAAAGGCGGGAAGAACUGGAAAAAGAUGAGAAGGAACUAGACGACGAGAAGAAAAAGAUGAAACUGGAAGCGGAAGAAAACAUAGCAAAGAUGUUCACUACGACUCAGAGUAGUUUUACGACAUAUCGAUUCGAUGAUGUAACAAAAAUUUCUACGGAAAGUCCCGAAGGAUAUUCCAACGAUAAUAAAUUCAGUACAACAUCUCAGUUAGUCGAAAGUAAAACCCAAACGAAUAAAGCUGAAGACACGGUGAUCACUGUCGGUCAAUUCGAUGACAAUGCGUACAAAUCAACCGAAGAUCCUGAUUACGAUAAAAAGAAAACGUUCGACGAAAGAACGGAGCAAACUUCUGACUUUACCACUGUAGAGACUACGCUGGACAUUUUCCUAAGCGUCACCACCGCGUCGACGACCGCCAAAAGCGAGCAAGAUACCACCGUGGCUCUGGUAACAGAACCAACGACUUCGACAUUUUUACCAUCAACUGAAUCAACUACGGGAAUUUCGAGUUCAAUCGAAUUGAAUUUUGGAACCAGCGAAGUAGAUUUGAUAGAACAAAGUCAGUCCAGUUUUCAGCCCACUGCCGAGAGUGAAAUUAACGAAAAAGAGAAAAGCGAAAGUACGACAGAAGCAAAUGAAACUGGUGAAGCGGAUAAGACAGACACGUAUACCAUUGGUACUGAAUUUUCAUUCGAGACUCCUCCUGCAGAAAAAACCGAAUCGUAUAUUCCAUCAACUCCUGUAAAUGGAAAAAGCGAAGACGAAGCGAACAAAAGUGAAACGAGUAGAGCUGAUGAAAACGACACGUCUACGAUGACCACUGAAUUUUCAUACGAGGCAAGCGAUACCAUUCGUACAGGAAAAACCGAAUCAAUUAUUCCCUCGACUCCUGUGAAUUGGAAAGACGAAGAUGAAGGGAGCAAAAGUGAGACAAUGGGAGCUGUUGAAAUCGACACGUCUACGACCACCACUGAACACGUGAGUGAGACCAACGAAACCAUUCGCACAGAAAAAUCCGAAUGGGAUAUUCAACCGACAACUGAGAAUGGAAAUGGAAAAGACGAAGAUGAGGAGAACAAAAAUGAAACACAUAUGACCGAGAAGAGGGGAAACGAUUACGAAGACGGAUCUAAUCAUGACCAAACGACGCUCAACGAAUCGACGACCGCGAGUAGCGAAGUAACUUUGACCGAAGGAGCGACGUUUUUUACCGAAUCGACAACAGAAAAUGAAUCGAAUGACGAUAAAGAAUAUGAAGACAGCAGCAAAGCCCACGAUGAAAGAGAAGAAGAGGAGGAAGAGGACAAGGAUUCCGAUGACGGGAAUGUCGAAGAAUAUGAAGAAGAUGAAAACACAGAAGACCGGGAUGAAGCUGAAGAAAAUAGCGAAGAUUCAGAAGACCCAGAGAUGCCGGAAACCGAAGUGGAUAACGAAGAGGAAGAAGAAGAAGAUACCUCUGAAGAUACACAAAAAUCGAUGACACCCUCAGGAGAGGGUAAACCUGCCCCAGAUAUUUCAGGCACCAUAAAAAGAAAUGGGGAAAUCUAUCACUACGAUAAAGAUGAAGAGGUUUGGAAACAUGGAAAAGACGACGAGGACGAGUCAGAUGAUAUAAGAGAGGACGAAAUCCACGAAGAUUGUGGAGAUUCCGUGCCAGAAGGUGACAACGAAAAAGAAACACCGAACAAGAUAAAAAAAGAUCCUGGAAACGAAUCCCCGGAAAUUGUUACCAAAAAAAUCUGCCUCAAUGUUCUGGACAAAAACGUUCGUGACAAAAAUGAUCUCCGCCCGGAGAUCGAAAAAGGACACGUGAAAUUUUACGCUACCGAAAAUCCGUCGCGCAGAGUCGGUCGCCAGGUAAGGACUCUUUUGAAUUUCGAUAAUAUUUCUAAUCCCGAUAUCAAAGACGAAGAAGACCCGUCCGUUCGAUAUCGUCCGGAAAAUUCGAACAUCCUUUCCUAUAAACGAAAAAGGAAAAACGAUCCUUCGUUUUUCACGACACGGUCAUCCGGGAGUGCUACCGGAGUGUACGAAAAGGUCGAGGGUCGAGGUCAUAAUCUGGUGGCACGUAAAAGUCGCACAAAGUUUCGCAAGUUUCCUGUAUCGGACGAAACAUUUAUGCACCGAAACUGGCUGGUCGAUGAAAAAGGUUUGCGACUCCAAGCGACUCCAGUUUCUCGUUUGAGCGAUUCGGAAUGGGUUGAAAUGCCCACGAAAAAACCCGAACUACCGCCCUGUAACUGCGGUAUGUGCAAAAGUAGAUUCAGUUCGGACGAUCGUCGUUUUCGUACCGGUGAAAAUCGCGAGUCAGGUAAAACCGUAGGAAAUAAAAGGGUUUUGAGGAAAGCCAACUGCCACGGUAAUCGUCGCGGCAAACAUUACUACAACAACGAAAGAACCCCCAGACCUGUACUUGAAACGGAUCCCCCGACGCCUCGACCUCCUCAAGAGAAGAAGAAAUGCGAAAAGAAUUGUACGACUACGGAAAGAACGGGCGACGAUGACGAAGGCGACGAUGAAAAUGAGGAGAGCAACGAAUACCAAGAAGACGAAGGAGAAGCUGAAGACGAAGAAGAAGGAACUGGAAACGAAUACGAAGAUGGGGGAGAAGAAGAAGAAGAAGAAACGUCGGAAGACUCGGAGGAUUCCGAAGGAGAUGAAAACGACAAUGACGAAGACCAGGAAGAUAUGGGAGAUUCGGAUGAGACUACGGAGGAAUCUGAAGAUGAUGAAGGAGAAGCUGGGAACCAGAACGAUUCGGACGAGACGUCGACUGCGGAAGAAUCCGAAGAUUCGGACGAGGAUCGGACAGAGGAGGAAAAUAAUUCGGAAACCGAUGAAAAUUCUGAAGAAGAAAGUCAGGAGCACGACGAUGCCGAAGACGAGGACGAUAAAGAGGAUGACGAAGACUCUGAAAAAGAAAAUGAAAAACCUGACAGCGACUCCGAAGAAACGACGACCGACGUACCUCCCUCGGAAAAUCAGAAGACGACCGGUGGUGGCGAUGAGACCACACCUUACAUAAUCUCCUCUGAAAAUGGAGAGACGACGAGCGCUGCUGAAAAAACAACCCCUUACAUCAUCCUCCCUGAUAAUAACGAAACAACGAACGGUGGAGAUGAAAAAACGACCCACGUUACGGAAAAAAAUACUCAAGAUACUUCGGGUCCCGAAGGAGAGGUGAAGGUUGUCCGAGAAAUGAUUGGCGAUGAUUACAAGAGGCAAGAAUCUCGUUUAUCGAAAAAUGACAACGAUUUCGACGAGCGAAAUCUAUCGAAUAAUCGACGAAUAAAUUCAGAAAAAAAUCCCUCGGAUUUCGGACGAGAAAAAUCGGAAGAACAGAUGGAAAAAGCGUACGGAAUAUCAGGCUACGAUCCGCUAAUAUAUUUUGGAUAUGGCAGCGAUGGGAACGGCACUAAUUACGGGGAGAAUCGCAGUCUUUUUUCAGCGAACAAUCCCGAAUAUCCAGCGAGAUACAGGAAUUCGUACGUUCCGAAUCUCAACAAGCAGAUACGCGUAGCUUCCAAAAUCGAAAGAAGAGAAAUGCCCUUGAGGGUGAGACGAAAACGAGAAGACUCAGGAGAUCUAGAGAAAGAAGAAGAAGAAGUGACGACCGAGGAAGACAGCGUCGAUUCGGAGGAUUCUGACGUUGAAAUGACCGACAUGAAUCUGAAAUACGAUCCCGACGAGGAAAACAAUAAGAUUGUGAAUAGCAAAAACGUGACGAUAUCGACCGAGAACGACGAAGAACCCGGACUAGAUCGGAGCACACAUCCGUUCAGCGACGUUACCGAAGGUUCCGAUUGUACGGACGACGGAGACGCGCCGAAAAAAUUAUACUCUAGACAAUUUCCGGGCGAAAAAAAUCUCAACUUAAAGGCUCGAGCCAUCCAAACGAAAAAGCCCAAAGAAACAACGGCGGGAUCCGAUUGGCCAACGGAAUUGUACACCAGAUACCACAUCGGUGGUACCAGGACGUGGGAAAAAGAACUUGAUCCUGACGACGCGGUCGUCGAUGAGGAGAUCGACGAGCGGGAGGAAGACGAAGGGAAAAAUGAAGGUAAAAAAUGUCAUCGCGAAGCCACAAACGCCUCCAAAAUGACCCGCUUCACGACCGUCGUCAAAAAUGAAAAUGGCGAGAAUGCCGUUGGUAACGAUCCUCUUGCAACUGGUUCAAAAUUUACGGAGGAUCAGAUCGGGGCUCCAGAAAAUAAUUUGCGUAGAAUGAAAAAUAUCGAACCCAUUGGACUGAGAAGCAGCUACUUUUCGAGAAAUUCUAAAAAUGAUGAUCAGAGAAUCGCGGGAUCGAGGCGAAAAAAAUCUCCGAUGAAAACCAGGAGUCGAAUUUCGAAUGACAAACACCGACGUAAGUCGAAGAGAACUGGGCCGAAGAAAAAGCACAGAAAGAAGGGCGGCAAAAAGCAUCGUCACGCCAAGAGGGAUAUGCCAAAAACGAGUCCGCUGAAAAAUAAUCCAAGGCCAGUUACGGAACCGGACAACAGCGAUUAUCCCGACGAGCCAAAGUCCUCGACCGUCAGCGGGGAUGACCGAGACGAGGAUUCGAACUUCGCCGCAAUGCUGCAGGACUCGAGAUCUGAAGCAGUGCGGAAGGGCUCCUCAUUUCUUUCGAAAAUGGAGCCUGAAGUAAAUUCCACCGCUCUUUCUAAACUGAAAAACGUAAGCACCGCGUCCAUUCCCAACAAUCCUAAGGACGUCGAGAAAAAAAUGCCCCCGGAAACGGGAGUUCGUGGGAACGGAAACUGGGAGUGGGAUUUGUUCGAGAAACCGAUAACCGUUAGCUUGAAUCUCAAGGAUAUUUUGAGCAAGAGUGUGGCCACGAUAUUCGCAGCAACGACAGAAAAAAUCCGGGAUAAAGCUUUCGCAAAUCCGGCGAAAAAUCCCACAAAAUUUUUGACUCCUUCUACCGGCUCGGCGAUCCUCGAUCCACAAGGAUUAGAUGAUAAAGGAAACUCAGGUGAGAAGGACACAACGAUCGGUUUCACGAACAAAUUCGCAGUGGCGGAAAUAAAACCAAAAGCAGUGGAGAAAAUCGGGAGUACCGUGAGCGCUGGGAUUUUGAAAACGGAUAAAAUCGAAACCGUUGAAGAUCCAGCGAAAAGUUUUCAGACGGAUUUCGGAGAGUUUAUGGAAAAAUCAGUGACCUCCGGUUUGACCACGUCGAAAGAGGGUUUACCAUUUCUUACUUCGACUAUAAGAUACCCCGUAGGAUUUACGCGGUCUGCGGAAACGCCCAGAAUUCGCGACAAACUUCAUUUCAUGAUACCCCAACGUAGAAGCAAAGAAUUAAAAGCUAUAAAAAGCUUGUCGCGAGGCAGAAAGUGGAAGGAAAACGAACGUGAGCUAGCGAAUAACGAUCCCGAAAAGACGGCGGAAAAUGUUGCCUCUUACCGAGAGCGACACGGGCGGGGAAAAAAUCGGGCGAAUAUCAUCGCACAGCCUGGAUCGGAUGAAAUCUUGGAGGAGAAGGGGAAAGUCACGUCGAAAACCGUCUCCGAGGAGAACGAGAAUUUGGAAGACUUGAUAGCCGAAUUCGACGACGAAGAAAAACGGAACGCUUACACGAGCGUCGCAAAAGCCGGAUCCCGCACCUCGCCGACGACGAAAGAAUCAGGUGAGACUACGAGCGAGUUUGCGACGAACGAGAUGCAGGAAGAGAGUAAAUCUGACGGUUUAAUUACCACGUCGAAUGACGUUCCUCCCACGGAACUGGGGGUUAAAUAUAUCCUGGCUUACGACAACGCGGGAAUCGGUAGACACGCGAGAAAUACCGAGUCUUAUUCGGGUGGUAAAGUAAAAAUUAGACACGGCACGGUGUAUCCCGCCCUCGACAGGGCUCUCAAAGGCAAACAUUUCAACGGAAUAAUGCGUUCGAAAAUCGACGAUGCCGACGGAGACGCGAAUCUCCAGAAACGGUCGACCGCGAUUUUAGCUACGGAAAGAGAGGAGUGGAUAGUUAGCGAUGAUUCUACCGAUGAAACUUUGUCGCGGGAUUCAUCGUCCCUGGAAUCGAGCCGGACGACCGAUUCCCAGGGACCUGGAGGCUACGAAAAUGACAUGGUGGAUAUCGAGGCGACGUCCUCUACGAGGAGUCAAACCGAGGAAUCUCAAGGCUACGAAAACGAGAUGGUAGACGUCGAGUCCACCGCGUCGACUACCGCUACGCGACAAACCGAAGAAACCCAAGGUGACGAAAACGAGAUGAUGGACGUCGAAUCCACUUCGACUCCGAAGAGCCUGCGGACCGAGGAAUCUGAGGGCGGCCAGGAGGAAAUGUCGGACGUCGAAUCUACGACCGCUUCGAUCCAGAGGCGGGUCCCGGAAGAAAAGUACUUGGAACUUAUGAAAAAGUACGAAAAAGCUGUCGAGGCAUUGGGCCAGCGCGCUGUGAACCGGGACGAGGACGCGAAGCCCGAAAAAUAUCCGGAGGAAAGCGGCGUCCUCGUUUCCGAAACACCGAGUGUUACGGUUUAUUAUCCCGAGACCGCGGCUUUUUCAGGGGCCAGUUCGCAAGGCAACGAGCCCAUAGAUUUUUGGACGGAAAAUACCGACGCCCAAAAAUCUGAGGAAAGAGGCCCGUCCGAACCCCGUGAAAGCCCUUCCGUAACGGAAGAAUAUAAUUCGGUAACAAGAAGAGCCGGUAAAGUGAAGGACUUGGGUCAUUAUCUUCUGGAUAUCAACGUCAACGUUGCGAGCAUGACGGAAUCCGGUUUGUCGAAUUUCGAAAAAGACAUCGAUGUCCAAAACGGAGAACGACCGACGCCGAGGUCAUUGGCUGAAUCGUUUGAUUACACGCAGUCGCGCCAAAGAAAAAAUACGGAGGACGAAGAGGCUGACAGCGAUAACGACGAUGCGGUUUACGAAUAUGGAGAGGAAUCGCCGGAAUUCGAAGCCCCCGAAAAAGAAGAUGAUACGGAUAUUAUUCGGAAACAAAUUCAUCGAUCGCUUUUGGGGAUAGAAAAAGUUAGAGUUAAAAAAUCCGCGAAAUCCUCCACUGGUUUGGACAAGCGUGUGGAAGGCUCGAUGUCCAGUAGGGAAGCUAAUCAUCAACUGAGAGGUACCGGCGUUAUCGAAGGAAAAGAAUCUGGAUUAGAAAACGCAAGAAAAAAAUCGGAGGACCUCACGAUCAAAAGGCCUCGCAGUCUUUUGGACAAAGUCAAAGAAAUAAUCAACAAAGCUAUAGGGAAAUCAAAUUUUGACGAGGAUAAUAGCGACGAUGAAGCGAAAAAUGAAAAUAUCGAAAUGUCGAGUACGAGUGAUUUAAAAGAGAAUCCCAAAACGAACCGGGACCUGUACGGAGUGAACGUUGGAAGUCCCGAGUCGAUUUUAAAUACGGCGAAAGAGAAUCGGCCUCCGAUCAGCGGAGAAGUUAUCAGGGAGCGAAAGAAAGCGAACGAGAAGAACAAGAAAGGAGAAAAAUCGGCGAAAACUAAAGGAAAACCCGAACGGCACGAGAAAGCGAAGCCGGGAAAAGUAAAACAGGAAUUGAUUCUGGUGACGAAAAAUUUGGAUACCGGAAAGAAGAGUUCCAAAGCCCAUCCGAAGCCCGUCCAGGUAAGGGAAACGAAAUUAAAAAAGUCUGUAGAGUUAUUGAAUUCCUUGAAAUCGAAGGGACAUGCCCCGCCGCCUGGCCCGGAGAAGGACAAGUCGAAAACCGGCGAAAUUUCGGAACAGCAACGGCACUGGAAGGGGCACAAAAAAAAUAAGAACAAAAAGGAGAAGAAAAAACCGAAAAGCGAUAAGGACGGUGCGGCGAAGACGGGGGACGAGGACGAACUGGAUCGGGUGAUGCCGAUGGUGAAAAAUCUGGUGAAGAAAAAGAACCUGGGUAAUAUUGAAAAAAUUAUUGUCUACGUGGACAAAAGUAACAAGAACGGGGCGAAUCUGGAUCCGGAAAUUUCGGAGCCAGUUAAAACCGCGAAUAACGAACUUCUGAGCCCAGAAAUUGAAAUCGUCGACGUGAACCGUAGUCCUCAGUUUUCUGGUACUAGAAUUUCGCGAGAAAAUUUCAAGGGGGACCUAAAAGUUGCGUCCGAAUUUUCGAACACGUCGAGCGCUAUUUUCGAUAAAAAACCGAACGAUGAAUCGUCAGUUUCCGGUAAUUCGACAGCGGAAAUUUUUCAAAAAUCAUUCACCUCGUUAUCGCCGAAUUUCGAGUCCGAUUUAGUUCGAAGGAGAUCGGAAGCCAAUCGGUUUUUGCGCGCCCUGCGGAGGAGGCGAAGAAAAUUGAUUCAAGCGAGAAAAGGCGUUGCCAAAAACGGGGGAGGUAAAAUUUCGGAGUACAAAAAUGAGCGUAGAAUGAAUUUGGCUAAUAUCCCGAACAAGAAACGGAGAAACUGGUUCAACAAGAUCAAAAAACACGACGACGAGGCUCGUCGCAAACACGGCGCGUCUCGGGACCUCGCGAAAAUUCGAAGAGAGUUACUCCGGGAAUUGAAGAGAAAAAUAAGAUUGAGCAGAAAACGUUUAGCGAACGAAAAAAGUGAUUUCAGCAGGACUCACGACCAGGUCAGAAUUCUUAGGCGCAAUGAAAAUGAGGAGAAUAAUUCCACGAAGUCUGUCGCGAAUUCUGCACGCGAUGAAUCGAAAAAGCCGAAAAAUCAGACCACGAAAUCGUCGAAAGCCAAGCCGAAAGUCGAAACCAAAAAUAUCGGUCGCACGACUAAAAAACCACCCGCUAGUCCUUCGACGAAAACCAUUAAGAAAGGGAACAAUUCGCGAAGCAACAUCGACGAGAAAAUAAAAAUCUACUACGCCGUUCACGAGGGUAAAUCUCCUUCCCUUGAAAAAACUGGCAGGGAAAAAAGUUCGUUAUCUUCCGAAGUUAAAUCGAUGAAAAGUCAAUCUAAACCGAAACGUAGAGUGGGAGACUCAGAAAAGCAAAUCUCGGAUUCUGUGUUCGAUCUACAAAAAAAUGGAGAGUUUGAAAAUCUGGAGGGUGGAAAAAAAAUCGAACGGAAUUCCAGGCAGAAAGCAGAGAUUGAUUCGAAUGAAGAAAACGACAGCGGAUACGAGGAAUCCGAGCGGCCGAAAGAAGACGAAACUAUCGACGAGGAUCUCGAGGAAAAAUUUCCGACCACUUGCAAUCGGGUACGAAGAAACGAUGCUGUGGAAUUCGAACUACCGCAGGAAAAUCUCUACGCCAGCAUAGCGAGAAUCGUUGGAAACGGAGAUUGCGGUAAGCAUGAACCAAUUAUCGAAUCAAAUCCCCUUGCCGAACGACACCAGGAGGUCGAGGACGAUGAGGCAGGUAACAUCGAUGUGGACGAUGAGAACACGCGGCACGAAUCCGACUCGAAUCUUCCAACACAACAAGAAGGUGAAAAUAAUUAUGAGAAAAUUGCGAACUGGGCGGAUAAUUAUUCCGCGAUCGAUGAAGAGAAAAGUUGUCCAACUGAAAUGAAAUUCACCUGGGGCAACGAUUAUGGGAAAAAUAAGGCUGUCGUAAAAACUGACGGACCUUCGGACGGGGCGUCGAAGGACUCGCAGGACCUCAGUUCGGAUUUCGGUAAUAAUAAAGCCGAAGCAUUAUCGGGAUUUUUGUCAGCUCAUACAGACGAUCUGGACAAACGUUACCAGACGAUGCAAAUGAAAUUGAAGUUGGACGAAGUUUUGGAUAAAUCGAAAACCGAAGAGCCGAACGACGCCAAGAAACCGGUUGAAAAAAUCUCGGACUCGUCGAGCGGCGAUACCGUGAGUAAAAUUUCUAUAAUAUCUGCUGGCUUAGAAAAUCCGAGAACCAUAAAAAUCGCGCGGUCAUUAAACACCACGUUAAGUGAUUCCCGAAUCCCAAAGUCCAACAAAACGACAGAAACAUCUUGCCAAAAAAGGAAUCGAACGGUGGACGAAGCCGAAGAAAUGGCGGAAAAGAUAGUAAAAUUCGCGAUGAAAAUUCGCUCGAAAUUCGACAAAGGAAAACGGGUACGUGACGUGAGCGGUGAACACGACGUUAAUUAUUUAGUGGACAGCUUCGGGACCGAUGUUUUAGGAUUAACUGACGAACACGAUAAACAAUCAUUGCGAAAACUGAUCGAGGACAUUGUAAAUGUCGAACAAAACGUCAAUAAAACUCUUGAAAUAAUCGAGGGCAGGCUGAGGGACAUAGAGACGACAAAAAAGGAUUCUUCAACACAGUCUACGAAACUUUCCACUCAAAAUGCGCAAAAAAAGUCUCGAGACGAUCAAAAAAUACCAACGAUUUCGGGGUCGAUGAAAAUCAGGGCUGCUCAUGAGCUGGAAGACAUACUUGGUGAUCUCGUCGAAAGCGAGGCCAGCCAGCUGGGAGACGAAAAGGUGACGAAUGCGACGAGAAAAUUGCAGGAAGUUAUCGAUGAAAUUACAAAUGGCUCCGCUGAAGAGACGAGCCGGAAGGAGAUGAACGAAAAAAGACGAGCCACAUAUCAUGGAAACCUGGCAUCUAAGGUCUCGGAUUUUUCGAGGAUCAGGGAAAACUUGCAAGUAUCACCUGUCGGAGAGGGUGGCACGGGAAAAAGUGAAGGCCAGAAACACGAAAAGACUAAAGUAGAACAUGAAAAGAAAAACGAAACGAACAACGCCGAGCAUCAUAAUGACACGAAAACUCGUGAACACGAUAAAACAACAUCCCCUAAAAAUGAGCCUGACAAAAAGCAGAAAAAAGAGCACAAGGAAAACGAGAAGCCUGGAAAAUCAAAGACGCAACAUGCGGAGCACAAGAAGCCUACAGUUGAAGGCGAGAUGAAGGCUAAGCAAAAAAACGCAAAAGAGAAACCGAAGGAGAAAGCGAAUAAGGAGCCAAAAGUAAAGCCUGAGGAAAAACCGAAGAAAAAGGCAAAGGAAAAGGCAGAGGAAAAAAUAAAGGGCAAGCCGAAACAAAAUGCGAAGGAAAAGCCAGAAGAAAAACCGAAGGAAAAGGACGAGGCAAACGCGAAGUCGGAGAAGAAGCCAGAGGGUAAGCCAGAGGAGAAGCUGAAGGACAAGCUGAAACAGAAUGCGGAAAAAAAGGUAGAAGAAAAGCCGAAGGAAAAGGAAGAGUCAGAUGUAAAGUCAGAGAAAAAUCCAGAGGGUAAACCAGAGAAGAAGCCAAAUGUAAAAUCGGAGAAAAAGCCAGAGGAGAAGCCAGAGGAGAAGCCGAAGGAAAACUCUAAAGACAAGACGCAGGAAAUAUCGAAGCAAAAUCAAGUGCCGAAUGAAAAGCCAAAUGAAGCGACAAAGGAUAAACCAGAUGAAAAAUCGAAAGAACAUCCCAAAGAAAACUCGGAGGAGAAGGCGAAGGAUAAGCCAAAAAGGUACGAUAAGAAUAAGGAGGAGGAAGACAGAAAGAUAGACCAGGAAAUCAAAAAUAUAUUUUUGGAGGAUUCAAAGUGUCGUGAGAAAUACAUGCAGGACUUGGAAGAAAAACGGGGAGUUUCAGACGAAAAAUUUGAUUCGCAAUCGGAUGAAGACGAAGAUUAUCUAACGGGCCCAAUUUCGGAGGAGGAAAUUUUGCAAUUAGUAAAAGAGGAUGAUCAAAAUUCCGUGAUGGAUACAGGCGAGGACUGGAAUGGAGAAGAUAUCGGUAGUUUUUCAGAAUCCGAAUCCUCGAGGACCCCCAGAUUCAUGAGUAGGAGGGUACAGUCUUCCGAUAAACAGCUUGAGGAUUCAAGUUCUUUUUUAGAUAAUGCGAACGAACGAGAAGAAAAUUAUGAAAAAAUCGAGGCGGAAAAUUCCUGCCUUCAAUUAAUCGCCGAAAAAUUAGCGGACUUGGACGACGAUGACGACGAAUACAGCGAUGGUUCAGAGGGAAAAGAAAAUAGCGUUAAAAAAAUUAUGGCAUCAAAAAAAGUGCCGAAGUCGACGAAAGUAAAGCCCAGAAAGAAUUCAACUCGGAAUGAAUCGAGUUCAAAAAAUCAGAACGACUCCCGAAAAACUGGAAGAAAAGGAAAGAAAGCUUCGGUAUCAAAAAAAUCCAAACAGAAAUUUAGUCCUCGUGUGAAAGAUUCGAGAAAAUUGUCGCAAGAAUAUUGUACUGAGCAUGGGGAUAGGUCUGAUAAUUGUAAGAAAAAAAGAAACGGCAGAAAAGCUUCGUCGAGGAAUAUAAAUUUUCAAUCUAAAUCUGUGGAGGGAGAAUCGCGAGUCAAUGACGUGGCCGAGAUACAGGAGAAUUCAAAUUUUCGAGAAGAGCAAAAAAAGGGGUUUGAUGUCUCACGGGAACGAUAUAAUUCACCGCUGAGACAAAACUGUUCGCACUGCAUAUGCGAUAUCGCUAGAGCCGUAGAAGAUUUGGGAAAUAUAACGCUGGGUAAAAAAAGUGGCUUACUCUCACGAAUUAAAGUUUACAAUUGUACGAAGUACGAUGACAUAGGAAAAGAAAUUAUUCUAACUGAUUCUGAAGAGCACAGUUCUCUAUUUCGGAACAGACGCGAUUCGAACGAAGAAAAGAAGGAAAUAAAAUACCUCAAGCCCGAAGAUAUCGAAGGAAUACUCGCAGGAAAUUUAACUACCAAAAAUAACGACCAUGAAACGUUCUCUUUGCCAGGAGUCGAAUUGAAUAUUCCUUGUAAUGGGAUGGACGACGUUUUCAUUAUGGGAUUGAACAGGAUAAAUUAUAGCUGGAAGCAUCCAGAUGGUAGCCGACUGUCUGGCGCGAUGGUGCAGAGGAAUGGAAACCUCCGAAUGUACGACGUCGACGUUAAAGAUGCCGGUACUUAUUCUUGCGUCGCAAGUUACGUGGACCCGGAAACUGAGGAGGAGAUCAGCAAGGUUCACAAUCAUGUGAUACGAGUGAUUACUUUGCCAAAUUAUUCGCUGCAAGGAGUGAGCCGCUACAAACUCGAUACUUGCGAUGACGUUGGUCUGGACGCUUUGACGACGUAUUUGCCAAGGAAAUUGAAUAAAUUUUUGUGUCCCAACGGUACAUGCGAUGCGUCUAUCGUGGAACCGCGAUGCUAUCGAGGACAGUUAUGGCAGCAUAAUCUUGUGAUUAUGAUAAUCGCAGUUGCUGGAGGCGUUCUGAUAUUGUUGAUCUUGCCUGUAGCAUGCUGUUUGUUUAGAAGUCGUAAAGAUUCCUGUGCACGUUCAUUAGUGGUACCUGCUCAAUAUCAUCUGGGAAAAUCAAACCCUAGUAACAUUGUGCCUGUGGUAAAGACAUGCAGCUACAACGAUGCCAGAAGAUUAGCGAGGAAGUUAGAUUCCAAACUAAGGCGAGCCAAGAUAGGACGCAAAAAAAAAUUAGCCCAAGACUGUCUCGCGGCGAAGCGAGAACGCGAGCUCGAAAUGCGUCGAUUAAAACUGAUGCAAAGAGAAUGCGUAAUAAAUCGGAUGGAUCGUCAGAGAUAUGAUAGAGUUUGCCAACUGAUUCCUGAAAGAAGUUUAGAGUCCUAUCGAUCUCACCUGGGUCACAGAAACAAAAAAUCGGAAUGCUAUCAGAAAAAGCCUCCUUCAGUUCCUUUACCAGACUUCGACAGAUGAAAAGUGAAGUUACUUGACAAAAUAUACAAUACUUAAUUUUAGUAGCUGAACUAACUUUAAGCUGUUAAUUAUUGUAUAUCGCUUCUAUUCGCUAGUGCCUGUCUACAUUUACUGAUAUUUGAUUCUGGGCUAGCUACGAACAUGCGGAUUUUCAGGUAGGUAAUCGUUAAGAAAAUAGAGACAACUAUACUCAAUUA
Messenger RNA from Athalia rosae (coleseed sawfly), 28499 nucleotides. RefSeq names its product titin homolog. NCBI's taxonomy places the organism in Eukaryota, Metazoa, Arthropoda, Insecta, Hymenoptera, Athaliidae. The transcript is spliced from 11 exons. The record is from RefSeq and is a predicted model, not a curated record. The coding region runs from base 1 to 28302 and encodes 9433 amino acids.